Messenger RNA from Manduca sexta (tobacco hornworm), 940 nucleotides. It is a transcript of the gene l(2)37Cg, whose product is annotated as probable DNA-directed RNA polymerases I and III subunit RPAC2. Gene Ontology annotation, molecular function: protein dimerization activity; DNA-directed RNA polymerase activity; DNA binding. Lineage: Eukaryota; Metazoa; Arthropoda; Insecta; Lepidoptera; Sphingidae. Gene Ontology annotation, biological process: DNA-templated transcription. Gene Ontology annotation, cellular component: RNA polymerase III complex; RNA polymerase I complex. The coding region runs from base 191 to 493 and encodes 100 amino acids. The record is from RefSeq and is a predicted model, not a curated record. The transcript is spliced from 3 exons.
AAAUGUAAAACUAAAUAUGUCAAAUGAAUGAUUCUAAUGUCAAAUGUCAAUAAGACAACCUUUUCCAUCGCCUUUUGUUUACCUAACUUGUUAAUCCAAACAAUAUUAUCCACAUUUUACAAGAAAAGUAUCUUUUACCAAACAUUUAAUGCACUUAAAAUCGACUUAUAUAUAAAAAUAUUAAAAUAAAAUGCUGAUAUCUGAGCUUCCAGGUGAUGAAGAUUCCGGACCCACUUGUCGAACAUAUGUUUUUCAAAAUGAAAGCCACACGCUAGGAAACGCUUUAAAAUGCAUCAUUAAUAGAUAUGAGGAUGUUGAUUUCUGUGGUUACACCGUCCCACAUCCAGCAGAAGCUAAAAUGCACUUUAGGAUACAGUCAAGAGAGACUCCAGCACUAGAAAUAUUAAAAAGAGGCCUUAAAGACUUGGAAAAAGUGUGCGAUCACACAAUGGAAUUAUUUGAAAAAGAAGUAAAAGAUUUUUGUAAAACAUAAAAACACAUUAUAUUGUUUAACUUUAUAUACCAACUUAGUCAUUUUGACAUUGCAUUAAUUAAUGAAACCACAUAUUUAUCUUCUUAAAAAUAACACUACAAUAAGUUACUCAAACUAUAGAAUUAAAAUAAAAAGUGUAAGUUUCAAACAAAAUAAAUAUCAAUAAAAAAUAUUUUUUAUUUUAUACCUCCCCAAUAUAAUUUCUACAUUAAGAGAAACCAGUACAGUGGCAAAAUCACACUUCAGUCAAAAAUAUACUCACACACAUUACAUUCACCCUGAACUACAAAAUAGUAAAAAAAGUUAACUGGGGUAAAGGCAAUAUAUGGUUUCAUUGAACGAAAUGCCAAGAUGACCCUGUUUAGUCAUAUGAUAAUAUGUACUAUAAUGAUGUAUCUAAAUUAGUUGUCUAGACCUAGUACUAUAAAUCCUAAAAUUAGUAGCAUA